AUGUCACCAGCUCCAGUCCCUCCUAUAGCUCGACAUAUUUUCAGAAUGUGGGAGAUCUUUCUUGUUUUCCUUGUGGUUACAGAUGCUUUGAAAAUUCUUCAAAUAGUUCCCGGCUUUACAAACAGUCAUGUAUUGUUUAACUACCGGAUAGCCGAAACACUCAAAUUCCUUGGACAUGAUGUAGAAUUGUGGACACAGAUGGAAAUGGCUAUGCUCAACACGGGAAACAAUCGUUUACCAACCGGUGUAAAAGAGCACAGAAUUUCCAUACAUUUCAAGGAUAAGCUUAAAACAGAAGGUCUCCAAGUAUUCCAGUCGUUGAUGUUCUCUGCCGGUGAUGCAUACGACCUAUGGUGGACUGGACAAGAAUUUAAAGACAUGCGAGUAGAGGCUUGCGCCCAGAUGUUGGAACAGGAUCCAAAAGUAUUUGAAAAAUUUCGGGAGAUGAACUUUGACCUGGCUAUUGCUCAUUUUCACGACCUUUGUCCUUUGGCGAUUGCGGAGAAAAUUGGUAUUCAUAAGGUGGUAUGGAUAACUCAUGGCACAUCUAUCUAUGAUUUUGCUGCUGUACAACUUGGCCUGCGAACACUGCCGGCUUCUGUACCUCAUCCAUUGUCUUCUGCCGGCUUUUCUCUGUCGUUUAUCGAUCGUGUGCUUAAUUUGCUCUGGCAUCUUUCUCUUCUCGACUUCGUCAAUUUACCUCAGAAUCUUCUACACGACGAAAACGUGUACUAUCGAAAUCUUGUCGGUCCCGGUAAACCAGAUCUUUGGGACCUUUCACGUAAUGUCACGGCUUUAUUGAUCAAUGGUGAGCGUAUGCUGGACUUUCCACGACCACUUCUUAGUCAUAUCACUUUUUCUGGUGAACUUGGCCUGAAGAAAGGUGAAAUUUUUCGGCCUAAAAAAUUUAGAAAGAGCUAUCAUUUUACCGAUGUUUCAGCAGUUGAAAAUGUCGAAUUUGAUGAACAACUGCAGGCCAUUCUUUCUAGGCCAUCGAAAGGUCUGAUUGUCUUUUCAUUAGGUACCGUUUCUAAUACAACUAAUAUGCCACAGCAAAUGAUUGAUUCAUUUGUGAAAGCGUUUAACAGGUUGAGUGAUUACACAGUUCUCUGGCGUAUGGAGGGGGAGGUAAAGGAAGUGGAAUUAUCAGCGCAUGUUUUCCUAUUAAAAUGGCUCCCACAAAAAGAUAUUAUGAAACUACCAAGCAUGAAACUGUUGGUGGCACACGGAGGAUACAAUUCAUUCCUUGAAGCAGCACAGGCUGGCGUACCUGUGGUGUUGAUGCCGUUGUUUGCCGAUCAGAAGAUUAACGCAAUGAGGGCACAACGAUUUGGUAUUGCUAGAGUACUGAACAAGUUACGUCUAACACCUGAAAAUGUCUACGAAGCAAUUAGCGAUAUAUUAGGCGACGAUAGUUACGCAAUUCGUGCACGAAAGCUCUCAUCGAUGCUGAAUGACAAGCCGUCUCAACAGCCAUACUCAACGCUUAAGUAUAUCCUGAAAUUGGCCACCAGCGACGCCAAGUACUUCAGUUUAAGAGCUGCUCAACAGCUUUCAUUUCUUCAAUUUUAUAACCUGGACAUCGCUACUUUUCUAGUAGCCAUUGUGGCUUUUUUAUCUGUGAAAAUCCAAUAA
Angiostrongylus costaricensis is the source of this 1635-nucleotide messenger RNA. The record is from the annotation of a GenBank genome assembly. NCBI's taxonomy places the organism in Eukaryota, Metazoa, Nematoda, Chromadorea, Rhabditida, Metastrongylidae.